AAAAAAAACGUUCAAUGGAUAAUAGUUAUUUGUUUGUAGUGGAGGUUAAGUGGUCAAAGGAUGGCAGGGGGUGGUCCGUCAUGACAUCGCAUGUAUCCACACACCAUUGGACUUCUUUUCUGCCGUUCAAACAGUCGACUCCUCUGUCUCGGGCAGACUUCCUGAACAAGUACAGAGGUUCUCAGUGAAGGAUUGCGACUUUACCUCGUCGUGGGGAAACUGUGAUGAGGUAAUAGGUAUGAGUUUUCCGUUCUUUGUGCAUAUGAUUUUUGGAGGAUUUUGGAAUGUGUGUGCUGCAUAUGGCGACUGCUGAAACACUCGACGCCUUUCUCCAUUGAACUACACCGUUGACGUUACCAAAAUAAGUAUCGCUAGCAGGCAGGCAAGAUGCCUAGUUCAGUGAAUAUUAUUGUUGUCUAGCCUUCGAAUCAAUUACGAAUAAGUCGGUAGGGUUGGCAAAUAUAACCAGUUACUUACAGCUCGUCUGACAGUUUUUACGUGUCUUUGCUCUGCAGCUUGUAAAAGCUAGCUAACACCACCUACCUAUCGCUAGUUCUAGCUGUUUUGUAGUUUCUUAUUGUUGACUUGUUAGCUGGCCAUCGUUUGCUAGCCAGCUGAUAGAAGACGGGACCAAAUACUGACAAUCCGUUAUUAAGUUGUUACACACGAAAGUGUUACAGCUGUGUAAUGUUAAUGCUGCGUUGCGCUACCUCUGUUAUGUUAUCAAUGGCUCCAUCUAGAUAGAGCCAAAAGUUGUCACUCGGUGGUUGACCAAUGCAUAGAGUAAUCUCAUCCUGGCUGCGCUAGUUCAUAAUCUCGCUAGAUAGCGAUCAAAAGACACCUAUACUGGGACGGACCUACCAUAACUCAGGGGAUCCUACGUAACCAGAGCACCAUGACGUAAUCAAAAGGCUCAAGGAAAAAAUAAGACUGUAACCCUUCUUGUGUAUGGAUUUUUCUUGUAAUUUUGCGUGUAUCCGUUGUACACUACAAGCAAGCCAGCUCAGGUGACAAGCAUUUCGUUGUUCAUGGAUUACAAAGGCUGGAAUCUGUGGCAUUUUUCCUUUGGAUGAAACGUCCGUCCCACCUGCGUUACCAGCUAGACGGAGACAGGAAGUGAAAGUCUUAUCCAGCCACCUCACUUCCUGUACACCGCCUCUUUUCCUCCCCCGCCCCCCCUACUCCUUGCUUGGCAUGCCUUCAGUUCCGGUGUUUCACGGCACAACAUUCUCCGCCUGACCAGGCCGACCGUAGAAGGCCUUCACCCUGUGUCUGUUUUCGUGUUUGUCAACUCGAUUUACCCUUUUUCUGAAUCAUGAUUUAUGUUUAGAAGACAAUUCCAAUAACGUGUGGAUGACUAGUGAUGUUCGUAUCACUGACCUCAUGACUUUGAUACGCCGCCUGGAGCUGCUUGGCCCGUGUAGUGCGGCAUAGCUAGUGUCACGCAGAUCAGAUACAUUUCAUAUCAUUCACUUUAUUUUAAAUACAGCAAAAACGCUGUAUAUAUUUUUUCAAUGUAGAUAUACAUAUUCGUAUGUAUAUAUGUAGGAAUUUGCCAUCCAUCAUCAGACAAUUGUUGAAGAGCAAUCUCAGCCUUCUAAAGCACUUUAAUUAUUUAGUCGAUUUUUAUCUGUUAUUAUAGCUGUAUAACUGCUGCGUGUGUUGUAACAUUUUUGUAAUUUUUCAUUAAUUAAAAAAAAAAAAAAUGGAUUGUGCAUGACCAACUGGAUUGGGAAUUGCCAUUCCAAAAAGGAAAGGAACACUACAUUUGAGGGAAAGGGAACUUGAGGGAAAAGGAAAUCAUCAGGGAUUUAAAAAAAAAAAAAAACAUCUGCUGUUUUAUUUUUAUUUUUUUUCAAACUGUUCUUGGCCCGUUCUGAGCUGAAGACGGAGAACCAGAUGACCCAGCUGUAGAGCACCGUAUUUAUAAACGAUAUAUAAACACCUAGGAAGGAACCAAGCAGAAGACGCAUCCUGAUUACCGGCUUUAAAAAAAAACAGUUGUUCCGGAACCUUCCAUGACCAGUCAUCUGCAUGCCAGGCCCGUCCUCCUGUCUCCGAACGUUCCCCAGGUAGCCCCUCGCGUUCCCACAGUCACCCCUGGCCACCCUUGCCCAGCGUGAGGAUGCGCUCCCCGGACCCCCAGAUCCCCUCUCCGUCCGAAGCCCUUCUCCACGGCCAGUUCUGGGGCUGGAGCACUGUUUCCAACAGUGGCAGUGGUAGUGGAGGAAGUAGUACUCCUGGUAGUGGAGGAGGGGGAGGUGGAGGUGGAGGUGGUGGCGGCAGCAAUGGAGCCAACAACAGCUGCCCCAACAGCCCUGGUGGUCCCUCGUCCCUCCAGGCCAGCAGCCCCACGGACACCUACGCCCUGACGCUCACCCACACACACGUCCACGUGCAGCGUCUCUCACCCCGGCCGGGCAAGGAGUCCCGGCUCCUCCUGCCUCUGGUGGAGCUGGCCGGCUGCAGCUGCCCGCGCUCCCCCGCCCCGCCCCUGCUGGUGCUGUACUGGUACCCGCCGGGGCGGCGCAGGAAAGGGGUGUCGCGUCGCCGGCAGGUGAGGGCCUACCUGGCCGAGAGCCGCGCAGACGCCGAGAGGUGGUACGCCGCCGUCCAGUGCCUGCUCCGAGGAGUCCUCGUCAACGCCACCACAGAGUUCCACAAAAGCCUGUUGCCCCGCCCCCGUCGCCUGCUGCUGUUGGUCAAUCCGUUCAGUGGGCGGGGUCAGGCCAUGCAGUGGUGUCAGACUCACAUCUUACCAAUGAUCCGGGAGGCCAACAUCAGCUACAACCUCAUUCAGACAGAGCGUCAGAACCAUGCCAAGGAGCUGAUCAGGGAGAUCUCCCUGUCUGAGUGGGAUGGCAUCAUCAUCGUUUCUGGAGAUGGACUCCUUCAUGAGGUGAUAAACGGACUGAUGGAGAGGUCUGAUUGGGAGACGGCCAUAAAGACGCCGGUGGGAAUUCUGCCCUGCGGCUCUGGGAAUGCCUUGGCCGGCUCCAUAAACCACUACGCAGGGUAUGACAUGUGCCUUCGAGAGCCCCUGCUCCUUAACUGCUGCUUCUUGCUCUGCCGGGGCGGGGUGAGACCCAUGGACCUGGUCUCUGUGACAACCAGUCCAUUGCCCCCCUCCUCGACCAAUCAGAAUGGGCGGCCGGCCGCCCCGCGGCGCCUCUACUCCUUCCUGUCGGUGGCGUGGGGCUUCGUGUCGGACGUGGACAUUGAGAGCGAGCGCUACCGGGGUCUGGGCUCGGCGCGCUUCACGCUGGGCACGCUAGUCCGCCUGGCCUCCUUGCGCUCCUACAAGGGCCGCCUCUCCUACCUGCCCCCCAACGCCGUCACCGCGUCCCCGGACGCCACGCCUCCGGCCCGCCGGCCCCUCUCCCGGAGCAUCACCGAGGGCCUGGAGGCCUUCUGCCGCACGCCCAUCCACCGCACCGUCUCCGACAUGGGCCUCGCCGAGCAGAGGAGCCUGCGCAAAGGCGACGGCGAGAGGGAGAGGGAGCGGCAGAAGGAGAGGGAGGAGAGGGACCGCGAGAGGGAGAGGAGGAGGCAGAGGGCCAGGGGGGUGGGGGUGGUCCGGGCCAGCAGCCUGGCCGAGGACCGGGAAAGGGAACUGGAGGCCGAGGGACGCUUGGGCGCGGGCGCCGACGACAGGAUGGAAGGGCACGAGGAGGAGAAAGAAGAGGACUCGGAAAGGGAGGAGCGCGGAGGCAGUGAGAACGACAGCAGGAGCAGCAGGGACGAGAGGAGCAGCGCCAGCAGCGGCAGCCGGAGCGAAAGGGGCUCCACGGACGGACAGAUCGGCGGACAAGCACAGGACGAGGAGGAGGAGGAGGAGGAGGAGGAGCAGGAGGGAGCCAUGGAGGCGCGAGAAGUCAGCGAGGGCUACGGGGUGGCCAUAGGCAAAGAAGCGCAGGAGUGCGAGGGAGGCGGUUGUCCCGACACCGACGAUGAGCUAGCAGCGCCCGACCCGCAGACGCUGGUGCGCAAGAACUCGGCGCCGUCCAGCCAGAUCGCCAAGGCCUUCUUCAGCCAGCCCAUCGGCGCCAGCACGGACUCGGACGCCGAGAUGGAGCCCGCGGCGUACGGCCAGCAGGACGAAGACAUCAACGGCACCUACUUCCAGCGCGAGGCCUACCCGCUGGAUCCCCGCGAGCGAUCGCUCACCAUCUCCUCCCCGUUCCGCCACUCGCCGUUCUCCAAAAAGCCCAAAGCGCUGGACCAAAACCAGAACUCCACGCGGCCGCGGCCGCUCUCCUUACUCCACCACCACUCGCACUCCAACUCCCUGCCCCCGAAGCUGCCCUCGUUGUCGCUCUCCCUGUCGCCGACGCCUCCCUCGUCCCCGAGCUGCGCCUCCCCUCACGCCUGCUCGUACCUGGCCCCGCGGCCCAACACGCCCGGCUCCUCCUCCCCCUCCCCCUUGCACCGCCCCCCCUCGCCGUCCUUCACCUUUGACCUGGCCGAGCCGGCGGGGCCCCUGAAGAACCGGGCCCACGUAUGCCACGGGCCCUACAACCCUCCACACGAUGACCUCCUGCCGCCCCUCGACCAGCCGUUGCCCACGCGCGACUGGGUGACCAUCGAGGGGGACUUUGUCUUGGUGCUGGCCAUCUACCAGUCGCACCUGGGUGCCGACCUGUUCGCCGCACCGCACGCCCGUUUCGACGACGGCCUGAUCCACCUGACGUUCGUGCGGGCGGGCAUCUCGCGCGCCACGCUGCUGCGCCUCUUCCUGGCCAUGGAGCGCGGCGCGCACCUCUCGCUCUCCUCGCCCUACGUCAGCCACGUCACGGCCAAGGCCUUCCGGCUGCAGCCGCUCUCCUCCCGCGGCACGCUCACCGUGGACGGAGAGCUGGUGCCGUAUGGGCCUCUUCAGGCACAGAUCCAUCCUUCCAUGGCCCGUCUCAUCGUGGGAGACUCAGGAGUGCGGAUCACCAGAUUCUGAGCAGUGGGGGACUCUGAUACACACACACACACACACACACAAACACACAUCCACAUCCAAUUUAACACACACACACACACACACACACACACACACACACACACACACACACACACACACACACACACACACACACACAUCCAGGGGAUGUGGAUUCACGUUGAUUGACGUUUUCUCCUCAUGUCACGCCUAGCUAUGUCUCUCCUUCACAGUUUUCAGUGGAUUACGUAAUCCCUUCAGUCUUCAGAUUUAGAACGAAGGAGAUUUAAAACACACACACACACAUAUUGAAAUAGCCAACCACUGGAAUACUGGUUCCUCCUGGGAUUUAAAGGGAUUGCCUGACCAGGCCCUGCACGCGUGUGGAUUAAUAGCGAAUUUAGCAAAAGGGAGAAAAAAAAUCAGCUGUGAGCCGUUGCCGUUGCAUAGCUGCUGCUGCUGCUGGAUUAUUCCGGGAUUACCCAUCGCCAUUGGCUGACGAGUAUGAGGAAAAAAAUAGAAAACACAAAUCCCAUGGGGUAAAAAAACAAACAAAAAAAAACUGAGAAAUCAAACAAGAACAGAGACUGAACAACAAAAAAGAACCAAGAUGGCUGAAUGUCUACAUCGUAGUUGUACACACUUCAUGCAUACUCCCAUGCACUACCACCAGCCCUUGCCUUAUACAGCACAUAGAGAAAGGAAACAAUAACAAAGGUGGAAAUUCUCUCCUCGUGUUCUAGAACCAGCCCAAAGGAAGCCACACCCUCAUACAUAGACCAACCGACCCCCCAAACACCACCUCCCCACAUCCCCUCUACACCACACCCCCCACACCGGCCUCUCCGCCAUUCCCUGCUUUGUGUUGUGGCCGUCCGUGCAAUGCCUUAUCCAGUUCGCCAUCUGAAAAAUGCAACCACCACCUCCACCACCUCCCUGUUAAUGCACUCCAUUCCAUUGAACCCUUGGAAGACCUCACGCUAGGCUUGUCGACUCAAAACUCCGGCUUGGGUCACACAGCACAAUAUGUCCCGUCCCGCAUUCAACAUCUGUCGGAUAGAUCGGCCUACUUUGUGUGCGUCAGUAGGCUAUGUCAAACACGAGACAAAACAAAAACACUGACACUCUACAACCUUCUCAUCAUGGCCAAGCUCUCCGAUCACCAAACUGACGCAGUCUUUGGAUUAACUUGAAACCUGAUUGAUGAAUGACUCGACUGCAAUGUAUUUUUGUAUGUUUGUGCUUGCAUCUUAAGGGAAAAAAGGAACGCAUAUAGCCCCUGGUAAAUGAGCGAGAGGAGAACUGUUCUCAAUGUGUUAAUCGUCCGUGUUUGAAAAUUGCAUUUGCCUGCCUUUUGCCAUGCAUGUGUAAUGAUGAUGGGGAUGGCUCUCUAAUGAAGCCGACAGAUGCAAAGUCUGCUGGGUGCUUUACUUAACACAAAGCUGUCAUUGCUGCAGCCGUGCUGCUGGCAGCCCACUGACGUAAUCUUCCUCUCCCUCCCUCCCUCCGUCCGUCCGUCCGUCAGUCCGUCCUCAUGCCCUUUCAUACUCUCCUCCGAUCACAGAUCAUUCUGAAAACUAGACGCUGACAGAGGGGGUAGCUUGGAUACAGAUGUACCAGGUGAUUCUAGUUCUUUAUUGAGAUUUUGAAAAAAAAAAAAAAAAAUGCAACGACACACACAACAAUAGCCUCUUGAUCUCUUCACGUGAGGACAUGGGUCCAGAAAACUGUAAACAAUGUUUUUUUUCUUUUUUUUUUUCCUAAGACUUUGUAAGCAUCUCCUGCUCUCAUCCUGAUGUUUUGUCUCUGCCUGCUCUCUUGUGACGCUGAGCUCAACAUUCUUUUUCAGGGGUCCGUUUCUCGAUUCUUGUCGUUGCUAACCGUCUUAAGACCGUCUUAACCUUUGAUUUAGUGGUUAGUGUCGCUGUCGAGAGAGAGUUGAGUCGCUCGUACGAAGGACUUUGCUAACGACGAUAGCAAAGACGCUUUCGAGAAACGGACCCCUGGAACAUAGAUUAGGCCUACAGGAUGCCCAGGGCUGUUGUUGUUCACGCCUUAUCAAAACAACCAGUUGAGCAGUUAUUUUUGCCUCUAGGAUAAACAGACACUAAAAUGAAUGGCAUAAAAUGCGUUUUUAUUUUUAUUGUAAUGGACAGGAUUGUUCUAGAUUAAUAAUUUCUGAGGAGCAAUGAGUUUCAGUUUAUGUUUGUUUGGGUUUUUUUUUACAUUUCUGAUCGGACCAUUGAAUGACGCUUAGCAAUUAACAAUUAGUCUAGCCCUAAGAACCUGGUUUCUAAUCGUGUUUAUGGAGCAAUGGGUUUUGCCAUUCCACCAAGGCCACAAUUCUGUUGAGUGGUGACAUUGAAUUUUAGGUUUCUGUCUUCUUUUUGUUUGUUUGUUUCUUUCUUUCUUUCUUUUUAUCUGCUGACAAGUUGUCAUUUUUAUCUCAAUCUUCCAUAAUGGCAUGUAAUAACUUGAUGAAAUGUUAUCAGGGGCCAGUAAGGCCUAUGCACUUUUAUGUUCUCUUUCUCUGCUGGAACAAAAAGAGAAAAUGAAACAUCUUUUUUCCAUGGGUUUGAAGAGAUUGAUCUGUCCGUAUGCUUUGCUUUCUAUUUUAUUACGUAUGUUUUAAUGUCUCAGCAAAAUCAGCAAACAUUUGCAGGUAGCAAAACCGAUCUUGGGCUUUGUUGAAUUUUUUGUGGAAUCAUGGUUGAAUACGGACAAAAAUAUAUCUGCCUGUAGGUCCACAAUUCACUCAAUCGUUCUCUUAAAUAUGUGACUAGUUUUUAUUUGGCCAGUGGAUUGACAGUAGCUGGGUUUUGGAUGUUGGACCAUCUGUUGUAGAGCAAUUGUAAGAACAAUACCAGGCAUACAUGCCAGUGAAGAUGUCUUGUUAAUAGUUUACUAUGAUGCCUGUAAUAAAAGUGUAAUUAUUACUAAAAUAUUCUAUAAAUAAAUAUAUAAUGUACAGUACAUAGCUAUAUGGUUUAAAAUGUUUCUCUUCAUUAAGAAUAAAUUUAACUGUGAAAAAUGCCUCAGGUUUCAUAGUCUUGUCUGUAGAUUAGAUUGACACAUUUUUAAAUAGUUUUCAUUAAAAAAAGAAUGAACACAAUGUAACAAACACACAACUGCUCAGCUCUCUGUCAAGACACAUCAUGUGUGACUUACCUAUUCUGGAUUGAACAAGUGUUUAUCUAGUUGAGUACUCUGGUGUAUUGCCCUGUGUUUUAACACUAUAAAUAAUGCAUGGUUAACACCAUCAACGUAACAGAACAGGAAGUAAUCAAUAACUAACUUUGGUCACAGGUUUGUUCACCCCAGUGAGUUAUUUGUGUCUAUGGUAGGCUAUGUCCCUGUAUGUCACAGGCAUACAUUAUGUGCAUGUUGG
Molecule: messenger RNA, 8315 nt
Organism: Engraulis encrasicolus (European anchovy)
Lineage: Eukaryota; Metazoa; Chordata; Actinopteri; Clupeiformes; Engraulidae
Gene: sphk2
Product: sphingosine kinase 2
Exons: 8
Coding region: 2126-4948 (940 amino acids)
Biological process (GO): phosphorylation; positive regulation of apoptotic process; sphinganine-1-phosphate biosynthetic process
Cellular component (GO): cytoplasm; intracellular membrane-bounded organelle; membrane
Source: RefSeq, a predicted model, not a curated record